Dromiciops gliroides (monito del monte) is the source of this 240-nucleotide messenger RNA. RefSeq names its product cyclin-dependent kinases regulatory subunit 1-like. Bases 1 to 240 code for a protein of 79 amino acids. Lineage: Eukaryota; Metazoa; Chordata; Mammalia; Microbiotheria; Microbiotheriidae. The transcript has a single exon. Gene Ontology annotation, biological process: regulation of mitotic cell cycle. Gene Ontology annotation, molecular function: cyclin-dependent protein serine/threonine kinase activator activity; protein kinase binding; histone binding. Gene Ontology annotation, cellular component: SCF ubiquitin ligase complex; cyclin-dependent protein kinase holoenzyme complex. The record is from RefSeq and is a predicted model, not a curated record.
AUGUUGCAUAAACAAAUUUACUAUUUGGACAAAUACGACAAUGAGGAGUUUGAGUACUGGCACGUCAUGUUGCCCAAGGACAUAGCCAGACUGGUCCCUAAAACCCACUUGAUGUCUGAGUCUGAGUGGAGGAACCUUGGUGUCCAGCAGAGUCAGGGAUGGGUCCAUUACAUGAUGCAUGAACCAGAGCCUCACAUCUUGCUAUUUUGGCGGCCACUGACCAAGAAGCCUAAGAAAUGA